ACCGAAUGAAACUCAGUAUUUACCGUUAACCCACAGACCCCAUCGGCGGCGGCGCUCAGUUGGCGUGGCCAAUGCUACUUUGCCUAAUUUCUCAAGCACAUUGUCCAGCCUGCCCAACUUUUCCACCAUGUCAAGCCCAGAGAAGGACAAGAGUCAGAAGUUGGAGUUCAAAGCCAACUCCAAAGAGUUCAUGGUCAUCUCCAACCUGGUCCACUUCACCAGCUACCAGAUCGAGAUCCUGGCCUGCAACCAUCCCAUCGAUCAGAACCGCUGCAGCAUGCCGACAUACGUCAACGCCCGCACCCUGCCUGAACUAAAAGCUGACAACAUCGUUGGGCAUGUGACUCACGAGUUCUUCCCAGACGAACCAGAAUUUGUCUACAUCAAAUGGCAGGAGCCGAGAACACCCAAUGGCAUGAUCAUACUGUAUGAAGUCAAAUACAUGAGAAUGUCGGAUAACUAUGAGGAUCAAAUAUGUGUGUCUAGAAUCGUUUAUGAAAAAAUGAACGGCUAUCGGUUACGAGUAGGGCAUCCUGGGAAUUACAGUGUGAGAAUACGUGCCACUUCCCUGGCCAGCAACGGCUCCUGGACGGAGCCUGCAUACUUCUUUGUUCAAGACAGGGAUAUGAACAUGAAAGUCAUCAUCGGCCCGCUUGUCUGCCUCAUU
Molecule: messenger RNA, 667 nt
Organism: Puntigrus tetrazona (Sumatra barb)
Lineage: Eukaryota; Metazoa; Chordata; Actinopteri; Cypriniformes; Cyprinidae
Product: insulin receptor-like
Exons: 4
Molecular function (GO): protein binding
Source: RefSeq, a predicted model, not a curated record